ACUUCCAUGUUUAGUGAAAUCACGUAACCUUCACCGUUUCUAAAAAUCAAAACCCUUCUUCGCUGGAUCACAAACAAACAAAACAACCAAACAAUCCUAUAAAACCAUUUCUCUUGAAUCCUUCACAACACACAAUAAAGUUUCUGCUAAAGAAAAAACAUAAUAAAGUUUUUUUCUUUCGCAAGUCUCGUGAACGAUGGUGUCUAAGAACGUUUUGGUAACCGGCGGUGCUGGAUACAUCGGAAGUCACACGGUGCUUCAAUUGCUUACCGGCGGUUACUCCGCCGUAGUUGUCGAUAACCUCGACAAUUCAUCCGCCGUUUCUCUCCAGCGCGUGAAGAAACUCGCCGCCGAACACGGGGAACGUCUCUCCUUCCACCAGGUUGAUCUCCGGGACAGACCUGCCCUUGAAAAGAUCUUCUCAGAAACAAAGUUUGAUGCAGUGAUACACUUUGCUGGACUUAAAGCAGUCGGUGAGAGUGUAGACAAGCCUUUGCUGUAUUAUAAUAACAAUCUUGCUGGGACAAUUACGCUUUUGGAAGUCAUGGCUCAAUACAACUGCAAAAAUCUUGUGUUUUCAUCAUCAGCAACUGUGUAUGGCUCACCAAAAGAAGUUCCUUGCACAGAGGAGUUUCCAAUCUCUGCAUUGAACCCAUAUGGACGAACAAAGCUAUUCAUUGAGGAGAUCUGUCGUGAUGUAUAUGGCUCUGAUCCGGAAUGGAAGAUCGUACUGCUUAGGUAUUUCAACCCUGUUGGUGCACAUCCUAGUGGUGACAUUGGUGAAGAUCCCCGUGGUAUUCCAAACAAUCUCAUGCCUUUUGUCCAGCAAGUCGCUGUUGGAAGGAGACCUCAUCUCACUGUCUAUGGAAAUGAUUACAAUACAGUAGAUGGAACAGGGGUUCGAGAUUACAUUCAUGUAAUGGAUUUAGCUGAUGGACACAUAGCCGCUCUGCGUAAGCUAGAGGAUUGCAAAAUCGGUUGUGAAGUGUACAAUCUUGGAACUGGAAAUGGAACAUCUGUUCUUGAAAUGGUUGACGCCUUUGAAAAAGCGUCUGGGAAGAAAAUCCCUCUGGUGACCGCCGGACGUCGUCCAGGAGAUGCUGAAGUUGUUUAUGCAUCAACAGAGAGAGCAGAAAGUGAAUUGAAUUGGAAGGCCAAAUACGGGAUUGAGGAGAUGUGCAGGGACUCAUGGAACUGGACUAGUAAUAAUCCUUAUGGAUAUGAUUCCUCUGAUGCCUGAAGAUUUCUCAUUAACAACCCUCUUUUAAUAUUCUUCUUUUCUUUAACUUAUUUGUCUACCUAUCCCAUAUGUGAAAAACUCACAGGAAAAAGCUGAUUGAAAGAAAAUAUUGAAGUUGUGUAUUUUUACAAUAAUAAUUAUCAAAUCCUUACUGUUUCAAGUGA
Molecule: messenger RNA, 1404 nt
Organism: Brassica napus (rape)
Lineage: Eukaryota; Viridiplantae; Streptophyta; Magnoliopsida; Brassicales; Brassicaceae
Product: UDP-glucose 4-epimerase 5
Exons: 9
Coding region: 197-1240 (347 amino acids)
Biological process (GO): rRNA processing; galactose metabolic process
Cellular component (GO): cytosol
Molecular function (GO): UDP-glucose 4-epimerase activity; RNA binding
Source: RefSeq, a predicted model, not a curated record